CUUGUACGCGUUCUCAUCUAAAGCCAUGUCUGCAGCAAAUCUAGGAGACGUGCAGGCGCAGUACGCGACGGAUGAGUACGGUCGUCCGUUCAUCAUCUUGCGCGAGCAAGCAAAGAAAACGCGUACGCAUGGUGUAGAAGCCAUUAAGUCGCAUAUUUUGGCGGCCAAGACUGUCGCCAACAUCAUACGGACAUCGCUGGGCCCGCGAGGCCUCGACAAAAUUCUUAUCUCCCCCGAUGGAGACAUCACCGUCACAAAUGACGGCGCGACGAUCCUCGGCCAGAUGGAGGUCGAGCACCAGAUCGCAAAGCUCCUUGUUCAGCUGUCCAAAUCGCAGGACGACGAGAUCGGUGAUGGAACCACUGGUGUAGUCGUCCUUGCUGGCGCGCUCUUGGAGCAGAGCGAAGCGCUGCUUGACCGCGGCAUCCACCCCAUUCGCAUCGCUGACGGGUUCGAUCGCGCAUGCCAGGUCGCCUGCGAGGAGCUCGACCGGAUAUCCGAUCGCGUCGAAUUCUCGCGAUCCAGCACCGAGAACCUCGUCAAGACGGCUAUGACUUCCUUAGGAAGCAAGAUCGUCUCGAAAGAGCACCGUCAAUUCGCCGAGAUCGCCGUCGACGCCGUGCUUCAAGUCGCUGACCUCGAGCGGCGCGACGUGCUGUUCGACCUCAUCAAGGUCGACGGCAAGGUCGGCGGCUCGCUCGCAGACACCGCGCUCAUCAAGGGCGUCCUCGUCGACAAGGACUUCUCGCACUCGCAGAUGCCGUCCCAGGUCCGCGACGCGCGCCUCGCGAUCCUCACCUGCCCGUUCGAGCCCCCGCGCCCGAAGACGAAGCACAAGCUGGACAUCACGAGCGUCGAGGAGUACCGCCACCUGCGCGAGUACGAGCAGGGCAAGUUCGCGGACAUGAUCAAGCGCGUGAAGGACGCGGGCGCGAACCUGGUCAUCUGCCAGUGGGGCUUCGACGACGAGGCGAACCACUUGCUGAUGCAGAACGACUUGCCCGCUGUGCGAUGGGUGGGUGGCCCGGAGAUUGAGUUGAUUGCGAUUGCGACGCAGGGGCGGAUUGUUCCUCGCUUCGAGGACCUUACUCCGGAGAAGCUCGGUCGGGCGGGAGUUGUGCGUGAGGUGACCUUCGGUACAACGCGCGACAAGAUGCUCGUCAUUGAGGAGUGCGCCAACACGCGGGCGGUCACGAUCUUUGUGCGCGGAGGCAACAAGAUGAUCGUCGACGAGGCGAAGCGCGCUCUUCACGAUGCCAUUUGUGCCGUCCGGAACCUCGUCGUAGACAACCGCGUCGUCUACGGUGGUGGUGCCGCUGACAUCAGCGCCUCCAUCGCCGUGUCGAAGGCUGCAGAUGAGAUUCCCUCCAUCGAGCAGUACGCCGUCCGCGCGUUCUCUGCUGCACUCGAGUCCGUGCCAUUGGCAUUGGCAGAAAACAGCGGCCUCUCGCCCAUCGAGACACUCGCAGAGAUCCGCAGCCGACAAAUCAACGAGGGCAAUUCGAGGCUGGGCAUUGACUGCUCGGGCAAGGGCAACAACGACAUGAAGGAGCAGUUCGUAUAUGACCCGCUUGUGUCGAAGCGGCAGCAGUACUUGCUCGCGACGCAACUCGUCCGGGCGGUGCUGAAGAUCGAUGAUGUGAUUGUUGCUGGCGAGGCUGAAGAAUAGAGAAACAUCUGUAUCCAUUAGUAACUUACUCCGUACUACAUACUGACUGCUGCUUGACUAUUGCAUGGCUGACUGCGGCCACAAAUGCUCUAUGGCCACGCUGCUCUUCCAGUG
This is a messenger RNA of Schizophyllum commune H4-8, 1783 nucleotides long. RefSeq lists its product as uncharacterized. The transcript is spliced from 10 exons. Bases 26 to 1669 code for a protein of 547 amino acids. Gene Ontology annotation, biological process: protein folding. The record is from RefSeq and is a predicted model, not a curated record. Gene Ontology annotation, cellular component: chaperonin-containing T-complex. Lineage: Eukaryota; Fungi; Basidiomycota; Agaricomycetes; Agaricales; Schizophyllaceae. Gene Ontology annotation, molecular function: ATP-dependent protein folding chaperone; ATP binding; ATP hydrolysis activity.